Molecule: messenger RNA, 3232 nt
Organism: Cuculus canorus (common cuckoo)
Lineage: Eukaryota; Metazoa; Chordata; Aves; Cuculiformes; Cuculidae
Gene: ABCG2
Product: ATP binding cassette subfamily G member 2 (Junior blood group)
Exons: 16
Coding region: 225-2216 (663 amino acids)
Cellular component (GO): plasma membrane
Molecular function (GO): ABC-type transporter activity; ATP binding; ATP hydrolysis activity
Source: RefSeq, a predicted model, not a curated record
CCUAGGGUGACGAGUGCGGGGAACCCGGCUCCCGGCUGGCUGCUGUUAUGCAGCACACACAAUGACACUCGUGAGACUGCCCUGCCCCACAAACCGAGCCAGCGCCGGGGUCAUAUAACUACGCACCACACUCUUCUCUUCCCUGGCCCUUCCUUCCAUUCCACCGCCUCUGCCACCUCCUCAGCAGCCCUGCAGUGCUGACCAAGACCUGCUGCUGAGGAAAAAUGGCAGUAGGCCAGUCACACAUAAGUAUUCAGAUGUCAGACUCGGAGACAAAUGGCAUCCCCAGCAGAAAGCAGUCCUCUCCAGACUUAGCUGGCAGGGGAGGAAGCGUACUAACUUUCCACAACAUCUGCUACCGUGUGAAGAUCAAGACUGGAUUCCUGUGUUGUCAAAAAACAGCCGAUAAAGAAGUUUUGAGAGAUGUCAAUGGCAUCAUGAGACCAGGACUAAAUGCAAUUUUGGGACCCACUGGUAGUGGUAAAUCUUCUCUACUCGACAUUUUGGCUGCAAGGAAGGAUCCCCAUGGGCUUUCUGGUGACAUUUUGAUCAAUGGAGCUCCUCAGCCUGCCAACUUUAAAUGCACCUCUGGAUAUGUAGUACAGGAUGAUGUGGUGAUGGGAACCCUGACCGUAAGAGAAAAUUUGAAGUUCUCAGCAGCACUUCGUUUGCCAAAGUCAGUGAAGGAACAGGAAAAGAAUGAACGAGUGAAUCAUAUCAUCAGGGAACUGGGUUUGACCAAAGUGGCCGAUUCCAAGGUUGGCACCCAGUUCACUCGUGGGGUGUCUGGAGGAGAGCGGAAAAGGACCAAUAUUGGGAUGGAGCUCAUCACGGAUCCUGCCAUCUUGUUUCUGGAUGAGCCAACUACGGGGCUCGAUGCCAGUACUGCUAAUGCUGUCCUGCUGCUACUGAAAAGGAUGACAAAACAAGGAAAAACAAUCAUCUUUUCCAUCCACCAGCCUCGGUACUCCAUAUUCCGACUGUUUGACAACCUGACACUGCUGGCUGCAGGGAGAGUGCUGUACCACGGGCCUGCUCAGCACGCCAUCGAGCACUUCCAGUCUAUUGGCUACGAGUGUGAGCCAUACAACAACCCUGCCGACUUUUUCCUGGACAUCAUUAAUGGAGACUCCACUGCAGUAGCAAUGAACAAGACUGAUGACAUUAACACAGCAGAAAGCAUUGAAGAACACAAUGAAUAUGAUAAAACCUUGGCUGAGAAGUUAGCAGAAAAAUACUCCAACUCAGCCUACUACCAAGAAACAAAAGCAGUACUAGAGAAUAUUUCUGUGGGAAAUAAAAAGAAAUUGAGAGCAGUUUUCCGACAAAUCACAUAUGCCAACUCCUUCCUUCAUCAGCUGAAGUGGGUAUCCAAGCGCACAUUUAAAAAUCUGGUAGGAAACCCUCAAGCUUCCAUAGCUCAGAUAUGUGUUACGGCUUUCCUGGGACUGAUUGUAGGUGCCAUCUUCUUUGGACUUAAGGAGGACCUUGCUGGAAUACAGAACAGAGUGGGUGCAAUGUUCUUCCUGACCACCAACCAGUGUUUCAGCAGCAUCUCAGCUAUUGAACUCUUUGUUGUAGAAAAAAAGAUAUUUAUGCAUGAAUAUAUCAGUGGGUAUUACAGAACAUCUGCAUAUUUCAUCUCAAAGCUAAUGGCUGAUUUAAUACCUAUGAGGACCUUACCAAGCAUCAUCUUCACUUGUAUAAUUUACUUCAUGUUAGGUCUGAAACCAACAGCACAAGCCUUCUUUACAAUGAUGUUUACCCUUAUGAUGGUGUCCUACACAGCCACUUCUAUGGCAUUAGCCAUUGCAGCAGGACAGAGUGUGGUCGCUGUAGCAAACCUGCUCAUGACUAUCGCAUUUGUUUUUAUGAUUAUUUUCUCUGGGUUGCUGGUCAAUCUCACAAGCAUCAUGUCCUGGCUUUCCUGGCUCAAAUACUUCAGCAUCCCUCAAUAUGGAAUGACAGCAUUAGAAAUCAAUGAAUUGACUGGUCUAAACUUUUGCAAUAGCGAUAACAACACAAAUUCACUCAGCAAAGAGAACUGUCGACAGAUGAGCCAGGUGAUUUGCACUGGAGAUGAUUAUCUGAAAAGUCAAGGCAUUGAUGCGAGUAGCUGGGGCCUGUGGCAGAACCACCUGGCUCUUGCAUGCAUGACAGUAAUAUUCCUUACCAUCGCAUAUCUGAAACUGCACUUCAUGAAGAAGUUCUCUUAAAACCAGAAUGAAAAAAGCAAUUCCCAUUGUUCAGAAGUCUGAUAAACUGACUGCACAGCUGAUUGUUGUUCGAGACCUGCCUUGUACUUGUCAACACUGUAAAUGCCAAAUCAACAAUGUGAAUGCCAUCCUUCUAUAUUAACUACUUAGCAUUAAUUUACUCUACUGUAAUGUCUAGCAUGCCUCAGUUCUCUUUGCCAUAAAACGUACACAACUAUUCAUUUCUCCAAGAGACUAUUCAUUCUUUAUGUUCUAGCUAUGAAUUUGUUAAACAAUGAAAAUAAUAUUUAAUGGCUUAACCUUAAAAAAAUAAUUAAAAAAAUAAAUGGUUCCAUAUUUCAAUUAGACUGCAUUAAAAUGAAUGGAGUCAUUCCAUGCUGAUGUGCACUGAGACAUCAGCAAACAAGCUUACCAUGAUAAAAACUCUGUAUAUGAGUUUCCAUAUAUCAGUAUCAAUAUACCAGUAUACAUCUAAUACGUCUAUAUAUGGAUUUUUUUUUUUAAUAUAUGGAAUUUUUGUCCUAUCUCCCACCUCGUAAUUCUGUGGAAAGGAUUUGAUUUAGGCUUAAACAGCACAUCAUUUUGGACACCCUCACUGGGACAGAUACAUCAUGGAACUGUUGUUUAUUUACUUUUUCUUCAAAGUGUCUUUUCUGUUGCAGUUUGGGAGAAGAGUCACAGUAUCACCUUGUUCUGUGACAUGUGCCCCUACUCAUCUUUCUUUCCACUUUGUAGGAUUUAGCCAAUCUCUGUUUUUACCUGCUUCAUUUAUGUCAUUAUAGUUUGUAAAUAAUAUACAAUAUUUUUUAAUAAAGUGAUUGCAAGUAUUUCUGGAAGGGAAAAAAACUCUGAGACAAAGCAGUAUUUUCUACAAGUCUUUCUUGGAUGAAUAUUUAUAACGUUAUUUUAGCAAUUAAAUCAUCAACGGGAUCAAAUUUUAUUUAGGUACUUGCCAGGAGAAGAAUUUAUCCUCAAGAAAUAUAUCCUACUCUUUUACUCAGAUUUUGCAGAAGCAU